UGUUCACCAUUUUCUCUUGAGACAGAAAAGUUUGAAAGAAUUUCUUUUCAAUUGGAACAACGAAAGGAUUUCAUAAAUGGCAGCCAAAAGACUAUCUAAAAUUGAAAAUUAUUUUAGCGUACAAACGGUCAAUCUGGUAUUCGUUGGCAUUUGGUUUAAUGUUGAGAAAAUUUUGAACAUUUCACCGCGGAUAACCAGAAUUUUGAAUUGGAUCUAUGAUAUCUUCAUAUUGACAUUGCUGUCGCACAUCCUCAUAUUGUACUUUAUUACGCUGAAGGCGAAGCUGGGAUACGAUGAAAUCUCUUUUAAUGAAAUAACCGAUGCUGUGUCACAGAUAAAUGUUUACGGAUUCACCACAUUCAUGCACUAUUAUUGUCGCAUCAGAAGCAAACGGCAUAUUGAGCUACUGAACUAUGUGAAUCGACAUUUUCGAUUUCGAUCGAAUAAAGGAUUGACCUACGUCACCUCCGAACGAAUUUAUUUCAUAACCAAAACUCUAUCAUUUUACUGGACACUCACGGGCGUGGUAUCAACACUAAAGUUUGGCCUGACUCCGAUAAUAACUCGAAAACGAAUGUUGCCGUUGAAAUUGAUGUAUCCAUUUGAGACACUGGAAAGUCCUACGUAUGAAAUUUUAAUGAUUCUACAGUCAAUAGCUCAAGUGAAUGUCGGAUUCGGUUUUUUGAUUUGUGUCAAUUUCGGUGUCGUCAUUGCAAUGCUUAUUGGUACCCAGUAUGAUAUACUGGCUGUAUCAAACAAAAAUAUACUGCACACAGCUAUGUUUAACGCUGGACGUAUUUCGGAGCUGAGAAAGCUCCAAGAAAAACACGAAAUACUCUACGACGAUUCAAACGUUUAUUACAUGAGCAAAGAGGAAAUGGACAAUCUAGAUGAUGGUGUGAACCCUACACCAGUCCAGAAUGGUUCGUUGAAUUGCAAAAGUCUUACCACUAAACCAUCGUCAUCGUCCCCAAAGGAUAGCCAUCCAAAGCUCUAUAACGAACUCCGUGAUGCGUUGCGGGAAAACGUUUUACAUCAUCAGACCAUUAUCGAAGCUCAUCGAAUUUUGGAGGACAUCAUGAGUCCAAUUAUUUUGGUGAAAUAUACACAGGUUACCACACUGCUUUGCACUCUCUUUGUGACUAUUCUGAAGAUAUCGGGCCCGGUAAUGGUCUCGUUCAUCGAAUACGGAAUGAUGGCCAUAUUUGACUUAGCCAUGUUGUGCUACGCUGGUGAAAUUAUUAAGACUGAGAGUCUUAAAGUCGGUGAUGCCCUUCUACGUUCCCAGUGGUAUCGAUUCGAUGUCAAAUUCCAGCGACUCAUUGUCAUUGUUUUGGCAAACACCCAAAAAUCGCUCGUUAUCACUGGCGGUAAAUUUUUCAAUCUUGGUUGGGAUUUAUUUGUGACUAGUUUAAAACUUUCGUUUUCUUGUUUCACCUUACUUAACAAGCUUGGAAAUAAUUAGAACUGUUAGAUAUGUUACAUGCGUAGCAGU
Molecule: messenger RNA, 1495 nt
Organism: Bradysia coprophila
Lineage: Eukaryota; Metazoa; Arthropoda; Insecta; Diptera; Sciaridae
Product: putative odorant receptor 85e
Biological process (GO): sensory perception of smell; detection of chemical stimulus involved in sensory perception of smell
Cellular component (GO): plasma membrane
Molecular function (GO): odorant binding; olfactory receptor activity
Source: RefSeq, a predicted model, not a curated record